AUGGACAACUUAUCGAAAAAAAUUCAAAAUCUAGGUAUUCACGAUUUCCGUAAUGCCGCUAGAUUUGCUCAAAAUAUGAUUGUUCAAUAUGAACCAUAUCAAGUCGAUGUUAGACGUGCAACAAAUACCGAUUCAUGGGGUCCAACACCAAAACACUUGGAGAAGGUUUUAAGAAAUAGGUAUCAAGUUCCCAUGUACUUGAUAACAGAAUACACUUUGAAACGUCUCAUUGACCACAUAGCGACCAGACCUAAAAAUUUUUAUGAAAAGGCAAGAAAAGAAUAUGUUAAUUAUGGAUCAGAAUGGAGAGUUGUACUCAAGUGUUUGACCGUUGUUGAAUAUUUACUGUUGAAUGUUAGUGAUGGUGACGAAUUAAAUCAAGUACGCUCCUGUUUAACAACUCAUAAGCAUAUUCUCAGUAGGGAAGUGUUGGAAUAUCGCGUAAAGUUCUCAAACGAUGGUAAGAUGGAAGUCCAUGAACGUGGUAUCAAAAAGAAGUGUGAGUUUAUCAUACAAAUGCUAGAGGAUUCUCAAUUUUUGAAAAGGGAAAGACAAAAGCAUGUCAAAAAUCACCUUAAGAUUCGACAACAACAAGAGCAAGCUUUCUACAAUGCAAACGCCAUUUCCGCAUCGUCAACGGCGGGUGAUUUGGAUUACGUGGAUGACGAAGGAUUUUCUGAUGAAGAUGCCGACGAUGCAGCAGAUGCCGAAGUUUCAGCUUCACAUGCAGGUCGUAGGCGCACUAAUAUGGAAGAACAGCGUAGACAACGUAGGGAAAUUUUGAGGGAAAGGAUUAAGAACAGUGAAGAACAACGCAAGAAGCAACAGCAACCUCAACCCGGUGUUCCUGAUUUGAUCGAUUUCGAUUUCGAUCAACCAUCACCUAGUCAGCCAGCAUCUUCGUCAGCUUCUUCAACGACACAUGGUAAUGGUACUACAAGUACAAAUAGUAAUGAUGACGACGAUGAUGACUUCGGUGAUUUCCAAGGUGGUGACAGCACUAAGGCAGAACCUUCAACUGCCAAUACAACUACGACCCCUGCAACUGGUACGAAUAGCAACAAGACAAACAAUGCGGGUGCUCUAGACGAUUUACUGGACUUUGGAGAACCUUCAAAGAACACGACUCCAGCUGUGGCUAACGGCGGUAGUAACGGUAAUAAGAGCAAUAAUGACAAUGAUGCCUUUGCCGAUUUGUUUUCUUUUUCUAAAUCACUAAUAUGA
Messenger RNA from Zygosaccharomyces rouxii, 1224 nucleotides. RefSeq names its product Ent5p (gene ENT5). Gene Ontology annotation, biological process: Golgi to endosome transport; endocytosis. Gene Ontology annotation, cellular component: plasma membrane; endosome; clathrin vesicle coat. NCBI's taxonomy places the organism in Eukaryota, Fungi, Ascomycota, Saccharomycetes, Saccharomycetales, Saccharomycetaceae. The transcript has a single exon. The coding region runs from base 1 to 1224 and encodes 407 amino acids. The record is from RefSeq and is a predicted model, not a curated record. Gene Ontology annotation, molecular function: clathrin binding; phospholipid binding.